Suillus discolor is the source of this 720-nucleotide messenger RNA. RefSeq lists its product as uncharacterized. The record is from RefSeq and is a predicted model, not a curated record. The transcript has a single exon. NCBI's taxonomy places the organism in Eukaryota, Fungi, Basidiomycota, Agaricomycetes, Boletales, Suillaceae. The coding region runs from base 273 to 530 and encodes 85 amino acids.
CGUUACCAUCAACAACAGCGACGCCAUCAUGUAAUAGCAUACCACGACAUGGAAUCAGUAAAAUAGGCACCAGAUAGUACAUACUGGUGCCAGGUUUGCACACACCCUUAAAUUUCGAUGCUUGCAACUGCUUGCAUCAUCUACAGGCAAACUCGUGCUGAGCUCAGAUUCCCAGUCUACCCCAAUCAUACCUUCACGCAGACGUAUACACAUCCUCGCGCAAUGUAAAGCAAAAAAGAAGACAUUUCGCCAAAGUCGUGAACGGAAGGCAUAUGGCAUGUAGUACACGCUCAAGCCCGCUCUCCAUACACGUGUUUGAACUGGGUAUAGUAGCGCUCCUCCUUUCAGAGUCAAAAUUCACCACUGCAACCCUCACCCGUGCACUCGGCUCAAGCGUCCUCCAUCUCCUCAUGUACCUUCCUCCCCCUCCGCCAAUUUCUUCAGAUUCACCCGUUGCAACCACCCUCAACUCUGCUUUCUGGAACCCCGCUCUCAGUGGUGCGCAAGGUCUUCGCAGGGAAUCAAGUUGAUAUUCGAUGGGAACGUGAUCCGGCCGUCGGGAGGUGGUUGGCGACCUGAGUUGGUGUCGUGACAAAACAGUGCGGAACUGGACGUUAGAUACGCAUGGGGAGUAUGUCAAUGCUCUCGAGGAUAUUGACUAGGAUGGUUUUCCAUCCAUGGAUGACUGCGCUCGGGUGUUGAAUGUCACGAUAACAAUGU